UUUUCAAACUAAUUUUGCAUUCUAAUUAAGAAACGUAUGUACACAUAUGUAUGUAAGUUAGUGGUCGUAAAUUAUGUUGUCAUUUACUAUGGAAAACUAAACUACAAUCUUAAAUUUUCCAGCAGAUGUUGCAAAAGUGCUAAUUAACACCGUCUGACGCGAUUUUAGGAGUAACAAAGUACCUAAUUGCAAACUAUCGAAUAGUGUUAACAAUAACCCAAUGCUCAUGUGCAAAAAAAGGAGGGGCGACACUAUAAUUAAGAGCACAUUAUUCUAAACUAGUCCGGGUAUCUCGUUAAGAUAUCUGCAAUAAUUUUCUUUUGCAAAAUGCAAAUGAAAAGACUAUUGUAAAUUUUUAAAGGUGUGCAAGUGGAGAAUGGCAGUUCCUCAAAGUGUAUAGAAGUUUCAAAAAUGAUGGCACAUUCGAAGGUGGAUGAAAAUGAAAGGAACACAGAAAAAAAAGACGAAAAUGAAAGUCCACCUGAAAUUGUUGUUGAUGGAGAAAUGGUAUUAGAGCCCAAGUUCGUUGACUAUGGUAGUAUCCAUCCAACAGCAGAUGUGCCUCAGCUUCAACAGCAUAACUCUUCACAUGCCUUAUUGAGCCCACGCUCAGUCCUAUCUCUACCUCCUCUCGACGACGAGGAACCGCCAAAUACCUCCAAAGGAACGAAUAUGACGCAAGGAGAUUUAUAUCAAAGACAGCCUUUAUUGCCUAAUCCGGGAAAGUCCGACAAAUGGGGCCACGACGCACACAAUUCCUCCGGCCAGGAGUACUACGAGGACGAAGACGAUAUCAUUCAAAAAACAAACGAGAGUAAUGGUGUUAUCAAAAUCAACAUGCCACCUCCUAUACGGGAGGAACCGAGGUUCCCACAGGAACGAUGGAAAACCCUGUUAGCUGCGAUAAUUAUGGCCUUUAACUUUGUAUUGACACUCGUGUCUUUGUCACUCGUACAUGAACGGGUACCGGAUCGAAAAGUUUAUGGUCCCCUUCCUGAUGUGUUACUCGACAACGUACCUGCUUACGACUGGGCUUUAGAUGUAUCAGAGUACAUUAUCAUAGUUUGUGUAAAUUCGUGUAUCAUCUCUAUCUUUUUUCACAAGCAUAGGUUUAUAGUAUUUAGGAGGAUGUUUUUAAUAAUGUCUCUACUGUACAUGUACCGAUCCAUCACCAUGUACGUCACAGUGCUACCAAUCGCUAGUAAAACGUAUUUUUGUUCACCAAAAUCAAACGAAACUUCUCCUUUAACAAUCGCCAAGCGAGUUCUUAGCCUCAUGUCCGGAUUCGGUUUAUCCGUCAACGGUAAACAUGUUUAUUGCGGGGAUUUUAUCUAUAGCGGCCAUACAGUCAUUUUAGUACUUAGUUACCUCUUCAUCGCGGAAUACACUCCGAAAAAAUUGUAUCCUUUGCAUUGGUUUUAUUGGGUUUUGGGAAUCGUGGGGGUUGUGAUGCUUCAACUGUCACAUGGACACUACACUGUAGACGUCAUCAUAGCUUAUUUCAUUACAACUAGGAUUUUUUGGACUUAUCACACACUAGCCAACAAUGCUAGUCUUAAACAACAUUCGCCGAAUAAUUUGUUGGGCCGCGAGUGGUGGUACUGUUUCUUUCUGUAUUUCGAAGGGAACGUUGGAGGCCCCAUUCCAAGACAGUUCGAUUGGCCUCUGCCGUGGCCCCGGAGGUUUCAUUCGAAAAGUCGGGAUAGUUAGUGCAGUGUGUGUUUGAAAAAAAAAUGGUUAAAGACUUUAUCAAAUUUUAUUAUAUGUGAUAAAAAUAAUGUGUAGCGCCUUAAACUGACUUGCUCUUUAUACAUAUUUAUCUAUACUGUUAGAUUUUUCUGAUAUUUUUAUUACAUUGUAUUUCAGUGAAACAGUACAUAAACAUUUUUAUAAGGAUGGGAUUCAUGUUGUGUAUAUUUUUGAGUUUGCAUUUAUUGAAAGUACAGAUGAUUUAAUAGGGAAACUAAAAUUGUUGUAAAAAUUGUGCCAAGUGUAAAAAAUUAUGUAAUUUUCUUAUUAAAUCAUAAUUGUAAACAAAGUUCCAUUUUUAAUUUGUGAUAAUAAUAAUGAUAGAAUGCAGGUUUUUUAAAUAAAAUUGUUAGCUAGAAACCUAUUUUGUUACAAGUGUACAAUGGAAAUUACACUUAACUAUUUUCAAAGACACGCAUUUAAAUUUGAUCAGAAUCUCAUAACCAUUCAGAAACGGUACUGAAACAUUUUAUACUCACAUUUUCAGUUAAAUGAAAUAUCUGUCAAGGAAUUGGUGUUUCUUUGUGAUAGAAGUUGGAAACAACUUCACCUUAUGUAGGUUAAAGAAAUAUUAUAAGCUUUUUAGAUCUGUAAAUGUAAUACUUUAGGCAUUAAUAAAACUAAAGUGUCACUCUCUUGCCUAAAAUAAUCUGUUCAAAUUUAAGUUAUUUUAUUUUUUGUAUAUGUUGUCGCUGUUUUGAGUUUAUUAUUAAUUGAAAAUAAUAACCAAUGAAAAUUAAAUUUUUACCAUUAAUAUAGUUUUAGAUAUAAAUAAUUUUUAUCUCACAUUUGUGAUGGUUUGUAGUUGCAAAGAAUACUAUAUCAAUGUUGAUUUCAUAUUAUACAUUGUUGAAAUAAACAGAUAUUUUAUU
Molecule: messenger RNA, 2621 nt
Organism: Tribolium madens (black flour beetle)
Lineage: Eukaryota; Metazoa; Arthropoda; Insecta; Coleoptera; Tenebrionidae
Product: phosphatidylcholine:ceramide cholinephosphotransferase 2-like
Exons: 7
Coding region: 412-1710 (432 amino acids)
Biological process (GO): ceramide biosynthetic process; sphingomyelin biosynthetic process
Cellular component (GO): Golgi membrane; endoplasmic reticulum membrane
Molecular function (GO): ceramide cholinephosphotransferase activity; sphingomyelin synthase activity
Source: RefSeq, a predicted model, not a curated record